GGCGAUCACAGCGCGACGUGAUCAUGGUCAGUUGGUCAGUUGGCGAACUACGUUCCACUCACUGCCGAGAGCCCGUGGACCCUCGCCUGUGAUGCUUUGUGGAAGAACACGGAGUAGAAAUAAAUUGCAGUAAAUAAAUUAGUGGAGAUAAAUCUGCUUUCUCUCAGGCCUGCAGUGCAACUCCCAGCUCCACGGGGGCAGGUGAGCGUUUAACCAAACGCAGGGCUUGACGCCAGCGACGAGCAGCCCUGACAGUCCUCCGCGACAGCUGCAGCGCUCAGCAGCUGCCUCCCGUCCCUUGUACCUUGGAUUAGCAAGACACCCGAGUCCCGCUUGAGGCCUUGCAGACGGCAGCUCUGCCUUUUGGAGAUGUGCGCUCUAGCCUCUGGGAGUCCUCCCCCGCCCGACCCAGCGUCUCCUCCGCAUCCCCGGCUCUGCCCCCUCAAGGCCAGUGUUGCCAUGCUGUGCUAGGCACUGUGGCCCAGGGCACUCCAGCCGGUUUGGGGGCAGCGUCUCUCCUUUAGAAAAGCCCCCGUGCAAAACAGGCACACUCCAUGUUACUGAUGGGAGCGCACAGUGGUGUAAUAACGCCUAUGGUGGGGAAUUUUGUGCUAUCGAAUUACCCAUGCAGUUGCCUCUUCUUGACCCAGCAGUUCUAUUUCUGGGAGUUUACGUCUGUACGAUGCUACUGAGAGCACCACUGUUUGUAAUGGAAGACUGGAAACCCCCAGUGCCCAUCAACAGGGGUGUGGUUAUAUAAAUGAUGGUACAUCCACAUAAAUGAAAUGCUAUGCUGCCAUUUAGACAAUGAGGACGUUUUCCAGCUCUGGCUCAGCGGAGCAGCCUCCAGCAGAGCCGCCCUGCUUGCCACGUCAGCUGCACCCUACCUGGUCUCAGCCUUGGAGCCCCCAGCCCAGCACCGCGCCCAGCAGAGCCACGGCCAGGCCCUGGAGGAGGCCGAGCUGGACCCGCCAGGCCAGUACCUCCCCACCCUCUCCUCUCCUGGCCGAACACCCGCGUGACCCCUGCCUGACCCUCUGAACCCCCUCUCAGCCCCUCCAGUCCUCGGACCGACCCUCUCUCCUCCUCCUAAGCCUCUGUAGCUUGGUCCCCCCCGCGCCCCGGGCUCCGGCCAUGAAGCCCCGCUCAGGGCCGGAGGAGGCCCAGCCGCCGGCCUCAGACAUCCGCGUGUUCGCCAGCAGCUGCUCGAUGCACGGCCUGGGCCACGUCUUCGGCCCGGGGGGCCCGAUGGCGCGCCGGGGGCUGUGGACCACAGCCGUGCUCCUGGCACUGGCCACCCUCCUCUACCAAGUGGCUGGGAGGGUGCGCUACUACAGGGAGUUCCACCACGAGACGGCCCUGGAGGAGCGUGAGAGCCGCUGGCUCACCUUCCCGGCCGUCACCCUGUGCAACAUCAACCCGCUGCGCCGCUCACGCCUCACGCCCAACGACCUGCACUGGGCCGGGCCCGCGCUGCUGGGCCUGGAGCCCGCCGAGCACGCCGCCUACCUGCGUGCCCUGGGCCGGCCCCCCGCGCCGCCCGGCUUCAUGCCCAGCCCCACCUUUGACGUGGCCCGGCUCUACGCCCGGGCCGGGCACGCCCUCGAGGACAUGCUGCUGGCCUGCCGCUACCGAGGCUGGCCGUGCGGGCCCGAGAACUUCACCACGGUCUUCACCCGCAUGGGGCAGUGCUACACCUUUAACUCUGGCACCGAAGGGGCAGAGCUGCUCACCACUCCCAAGGGCGGCAUGGGCAAUGGGCUGCAGGUCAUGCUGGACGUGCAGCAGGAUGAGUAUCUGCCCAUGUGGAGGGAUAUGGAGGAGACGCCGUUUGAGGUGGGGAUCCGAGUGCAGAUCCACAGCCAGGAGGAGCCGCCACUCAUUGACCAGCUGGGCUUCGGGGCGGCCCCUGGCUACCAGACUUUUGUGUCCUGCCAGAAGCAGCAACUGAGCUUCCUGCCGCCACCCUGGGGUGACUGCAGCUCUGUCUCUCUGGACCCUGACUUUGAGCCAGAGCCCUCUGGUCCUCUGGGUGCCCCCAGUCCCAGCCCAGGCCCCAGCCCUCCCUAUAGUCUAAUAGGGUGUCGCCUGGCCUGCGAGAGCCGCUAUGUGGCUCGGAAGUGCGGCUGCCGAAUGAUGCAUAUGCCAGGCGGCGCGCCGGUGUGCAGCCCCCACCAGUACAAGGACUGCGCCCACCCGGCGCUGGACGCCAUGCUGCGGAAGGACGCGUGCACCUGCCCCAACCCGUGCGCCAGCACGCGCUACGCCAAGGAGCUCUCCAUGGUGCGGAUGCCGAGCCGCGCCGCCGCCCGCUACCUGGCCCGGAAACACAACCGCAGCGAGGCCUACAUCGUGGAGAAUGUGCUGAUGCUGGACAUCUUCUUUGAGGCCCUCAACUACGAGACGGUGGAGCAGAAGAAGGCCUACGAAAUGUCGGAGCUGCUCGGUGACAUUGGGGGCCAGAUGGGGCUGUUCGUCGGCGCCAGCCUGCUCACGGUCCUGGAGAUCUUGGACUACCUCUGUGAGGUGUUCCGGGACAGAGUCCUGGGAUACUUCUGGAACCGAAAGCGCUCCCAAAGGCACUCCAGCGCCAACCUGCUUCAGGAAGGGCUGGGCAGCCAUCGAACCCCAGUUCCCCACCUCAGCCUGGGCCCCAGGCCUCCCACCCCUCCCUGUGCCGUCACCAAGACGCUCUCUUCCUCUCAACGCACCUGCUACCUCGUCACCCGGCUCUAGAUGGGGCGUCUGUGUCUUCAGGGCCGCACCCUGACAUCCUGGAUGUGGCCAGCCCACACGUGUCUUUGCCAC
Messenger RNA from Balaenoptera acutorostrata (minke whale), 2808 nucleotides. It is a transcript of the gene ASIC3, whose product is annotated as acid sensing ion channel subunit 3. Lineage: Eukaryota; Metazoa; Chordata; Mammalia; Artiodactyla; Balaenopteridae. Gene Ontology annotation, cellular component: membrane. Bases 1135 to 2736 code for a protein of 533 amino acids. The record is from RefSeq and is a predicted model, not a curated record. The transcript is spliced from 12 exons. Gene Ontology annotation, biological process: sodium ion transmembrane transport.